Ricinus communis (castor bean) is the source of this 665-nucleotide messenger RNA. RefSeq names its product protein BUNDLE SHEATH DEFECTIVE 2, chloroplastic. Gene Ontology annotation, molecular function: protein folding chaperone. Bases 98 to 499 code for a protein of 133 amino acids. Lineage: Eukaryota; Viridiplantae; Streptophyta; Magnoliopsida; Malpighiales; Euphorbiaceae. The record is from RefSeq and is a predicted model, not a curated record. The transcript has 5 exons. Gene Ontology annotation, cellular component: chloroplast stroma; protein folding chaperone complex.
GCCUACAGACUACAAUGAUUAUUUAUUCAUAGCCCAUCAUCAAUGAUUGCCAACCAUUGUAAACAAAACUAGCCACUGAACAAACAGAACUCUGUCGAUGGCUAUGGCUACAUGCUUAUCCCUGCAACUACCAAUCAGAGCCAUGGAAGAUUCAGGCUUUAAUGGAGGCAGUUCUCGAAAGCAGGAGACUCUUGGCAUACAUGACUUGUUCCAGAGUUCAUUUACCGGAACUGCUAGACGUUGCUAUUUAAAAACUAGGGCUGCACCAAGUGAUCAAAACCCAAAACCAAAAAGUGUUAUAUGUACUGACUGCGACGGAAAUGGUGCAGUUUUGUGCUCACAGUGUAAAGGAAGUGGAGUGAACUCUGUUGAUAUCUUUAAUGGACAAUUUAAGGCUGGUGACUCCUGUUGGCUUUGUGGAGGGAAAAAGGAUAUGUUAUGUGGGAAUUGCAAUGGAGCUGGCUUCCUUGGUGGUUUUAUGAGCACUUUUGAUGAGUAGAAAUUACUUAUUUGAGAGUAGAGUAUUGCAAGGUAUAUUUAAGCACUGAAAAUUGACUGGAGAUUAAAUGUAAUUGUAACUUGCAAGUAUAAUUGCUCAAACUUCAGUGCAUUUCUAAUACAGCUACCAAAUCUCAUCAAGAAUAAAAGUUCAAAGUUUUGUAUGA